This is a messenger RNA of Striga asiatica, 411 nucleotides long. The record is from the annotation of a GenBank genome assembly. NCBI's taxonomy places the organism in Eukaryota, Viridiplantae, Streptophyta, Magnoliopsida, Lamiales, Orobanchaceae.
AUGGGCCAGGGCCCGGAGAAGUUGAUGGCGGAAAGAAAGUUGGAGAAGGAGAAGGAGAAACGGAAGGGCAGUCAACGAGCGCCCCCCCACACAACAAAGAGUUUCCAGCGAAGGAAUCGGCACGAAAUAGCAGUGAGAUUCUGGAACGCGUCUGGGAUUUCCCCUGUUAACGAGUUGAACGAAAAAUCGACGACAUUGAGCUGUGAAGAGAAGUUGGAUAACAAAGUUGUUGUGUUGGAGGUUAAUAUAUCGGAGGGAAGUGAGAGAAAGGACAUCAGACGGAAGGUUCCCAUUAAGGUUCUUGGAUCGAAGGCUGAGGAUAUUGAGCCCGUUCAGUCGGCCCAAUGUGCUUUGAGGCAUUGGGCCAAGGGCCAUCACGCGAGUGCCAUCGCUUGUGCAAGUGAUCCCUGA